AUGCUUCGCUUCGCUGCUAGAGCACCCCGUCUCAAUGCAGAGUCUAUUGCAGGCACGCCAGGCAACGGACUGAGAACCAUGGGUUUCAAUGGACCCGCACAGGUCGCGAACAAUUUCGGCAUUGAAGUUAGCAAGGAAUUUAUCACCGUUCCCGGCAGAAUCCUACCGACACCCAAGGUCUACUACGGAAACAAGGAGAUGCAGGCCAGAGAAGGGUCCUGGAAUUUGAUAAACAUCAAGUUUGCUAAGCCUGGUUCGAUCGGUCAAUGGGCCUGCGUCGUCCUCAAUUACAACGAUCAGAGGGGCAACGCGUUGCUUCCUAGAGGCUCUCAGAUCCAAGGCACGGAUGUCCUCGACGACAAUGGUAUCCUGACGUCCCUUGAGCGUCACUUGAAUGCUUAUGGAGUCCGUAUGGGUACACGUCUUCAGACUCAAAACAUCCUUAUCUCUCGUCCCAACGAGCAAAGUCGCAAGGCUAUCGAUGAGAAGCUUGACGAAACCUUUUUCAAGGCGGCAUCGUAUGGUAUUGAGCUUCUUUUCAUUAUCCUCAAGGAAGCAGACAAGUGGCUUUACAGUCGCAUAAAGUACUACGGUGAUGUCAAGCAUGGCGUACAGAGUAUCUGUGCAGUGGGAUCCAAAAUUCAGAAGCCUAAGGGACAAGAUAUGUAUCUCGGCAACCUUGCCUUGAAGUUCAACAUCAAGGGCGGUGGUGUCGUCCAUACACAGCGCGAUAUGCAUCCUUUCGGCAAGGACUGCAUGCUUGUUGGUAUUGAUGUGACUCUUCCUUCGCCUGGCUCUGCUGAAGGCAGUCCCAGUAUCGCUGGUGUUGUUGCCAGCGUAGACGAGCAGCUAUCUCAGUGGCCUGGCUCGUUGCGCACCCAGAGAGGAAAAGAGGAAAUGGUCCAGGGACUUACGGAGAUGAUGCUGGAGCGCUUAGAAUUGUGGCGCAAGCACAACAAGAGCCUUCCUAGCAAGAUCAUCAUCUUCCGUGAUGGCGUUUCUGAGGGACAGUACAACCUUGUCCUUGAUCAUGAACUUCCGCCUAUCCAGAAGGCCUUCGAGAAGCUCUAUGGCAGCAAAACUCCGCGCAUAACUGUGGUAAUUGUGGGUAAGCGGCAUCACACCCGUUUCUAUCCUACGGACGGCAAAUCAAUGGACCAGAGAUCCGGCAAUCCUAUGCCAGGAACUGUGGUCGACCGUGGCGUUACAUCCCACUACCUCUGGGAUUUCUUCCUCCAGGCACACAAGGGAUUGCAAGGAACCGCUAGGCCUGCCCACUACGUCGUCAUCAAAGACGAGCUCAACUUCAGCCAGGACGUCCUUGAAAGUUAUGUCCACAAGCUUUGCUAUCAGUUUAACCGUGCCACCAAGGCUGUCUCCAUAUGCCCUCCAGCCUAUUACGCCGAUUUGAUUUGCGAGAGAGGUCGCAUGUACCUCUACUCGACUUUGAACGAGAACCAGAGCGCAAAUGGUUCGGCUUACAACGCUCAGACAGCCGAGUGGACUCAGGGAGUUCACAAGAACUUGACCGAGAAGACAUUCUACAUUUGA
This is a messenger RNA of Aureobasidium uvarum, 1551 nucleotides long. The record is from the annotation of a GenBank genome assembly. NCBI's taxonomy places the organism in Eukaryota, Fungi, Ascomycota, Dothideomycetes, Dothideales, Saccotheciaceae.